UUAAUUGAACUUGUGUUGUAGUGUCCUGGAAGGUUUCUGACAGAUGUUUUGAAAGGUUUGAGAUGAACCUGUGAUAUCAGUCUUUGUCACGUUUGAAUGAAAAGAAGUGAAAUGUGAGAACGCGAAACCAGAUGGUCUUUGGCAAAACCCAUUUAACAGUGUCUGUGAGUCCUGUGAGGAAGUAGCUCAGCUGCUAACACCACCAGGCAGGCAGGCAGGCAGUGUGAUACGGCGUGUACCAAUAUAAAGGUGAUGCUUCGCUCUCGUCGUGUUGUGCGCCUGUGCGCUGUUACAUGGCAUUCACACCUACGCCAUCUGAGCUCUCAACCGUAUAAAGCAGUCAUAUUUGACAUGUAUGGGGUGCUGAUACCAUCUCCCGUGCCAAAGGCUAAAGAGUGGGAGGAGAGGAAUGGAGUUCCGCCUGGCACCAUUGGUCAAGCCGUCAGGAUGGGCGGUGAAGCCAGCAUCUGGAAAAGGUUUAUGAGAGGAGAGCUGGGUGUAGAGGAGUUUUUGAAGGCCUUCAAUAAAGAAUGCAGCACAAUUGCUGGAUGUGCGGUCUGUAUGGACUCAUUCCUCGAGGCUCUGACCAGUGGUGGCAUGAGGCAGCCUCUGCCGGGCAUGAUGGAGGCGGUGGAGAACAUCCGUGCCAGCGGUCUGAAGACGGCUGUGCUCAGCAAUAACUUCCUCCUGCCCGAUGGGGGAUCCUACCUACCACUGGACCAGAGAAUGUUCAAUGUGAUAGUCGAGUCUUGUCGAGUGGGUCUGUGCAAGCCUGACCCCAGGAUAUAUGAGCUCUGUGCAAACAGACUGGGGGUUUCGCCACAGGAGGCUGUGUUCCUGGAUGACCUGCCAGUAAAUGUGGAAGCUGCAACUAAGAUGGGCAUGCGAGGUAUCCAGGUGGCAGAUCCUGCCGUAGCCAUACGUGAGCUGGAGGAGUUGCUUCAGUUCUCGCUGUCUGACAGCGUCCCUGGGGCGUACUUGAUAAAAAAGCAUCAGCUCCCUAUGGACCAACUCACUCGCUACCUCAGGGAUUGUGGUUUUCUCCUAGAUCCAGUGACUGUGCAGAAAAUAAGCCAUAGCUCUUCACAACACACAUACCUUCUGAAUAGCAGGGGGCGAAAGAUGGUCCUUAAGAUGUUACCUCACAUGCAGGCAGCACAGAGAGAGCAAAGGACACUGACUGCACUUAAAGGAUCAAGAGUCCCAGUUCCUGAUGUUUUAAAGCUCUGUGAGGAUGCUAGUGUGCUGGGCAGCCCUUUUCUGCUGCUGGAGCCCAGAGGACACCGGGUCCUCCAGAAUCCAUCCCUCCCUGACCUCAAACCGGAGGAGAGGAGAGCCGUUUAUGGAGCCGUGAUCCAAACCCUGUGCCACAUACACUCUCUGGAGCCCAACUCUGCAAACCUGGACACAUAUGAGCGUGUGGGGCAGCUGGUGACCAUGUUGACUGAGCAGUACAGAGCUAGUGCACGCCCAACAAUCCCGGCCAUGGAGAGACUGAUGGAAUGGCUCCCUGCACACCUCCCCACAGAGCAACCAGCUAAGGUGGUGCAUGGAGACUUCAGACUCAGCAGCCUGGUGUUUGAUGUGGAGAAGCCCCAGGUGGCAGCUGUGCUGGGCUGGGAUAGGUGUGCCCUGGGGGACCCUCUCAUGGACCUGGCGUCUCUCUGCACGGCCCACUACCUGCCCCCUGAUUCGCCCAUCCAACCAGGACUUGCGCGAGGAGAUCUUGCUCAGACGGGCAUCCCUGAUGCAGCUGAGGUCUUUCAGCAGUACAGCCAUGCAAUGGGACUGGGGGGUACACCACACUGGCGGGUCUACAUGGCCCUGUCUUUCUUCCGCCUGGCAGUCCACCUACAGGUUGGGAGCACAGACGUUGGUACAGGAGAGAGACCCACAGGACAUGUGGACAGAAGACAUGAACUCAUUACACAGGUGGCAGAGUUGGCCUGGGACUUCGCUACCAAAGAGGGGUUUCGUGUGUUCAACGCCAUGCCCAGAGCCAACUCCAGCCUGGGCACUUAAGUGUGAAUCAUAUCUUAUUACAUUAUUUUAAUGCACAAAGAAAACCGUCUCCAUGUUUGGAUUACAUUUAGUACUCUGCAUCUGUGAAUGAGCAGUGAGGAAUAUAAAAAAGAGCUAGUGUUCAGAACACCUUGACCACAAGAAAAAUACAGUAUACACAAUCAUCAUUGACCCCUCAUCACCAAUAUGACUAAUAGCACUUGCACACUUGUACAGCAGAAGUGUGUUGAAGAUUAAAACUGACGGGGCAAAAAACAAAUUUGAGAUUGAUAAUAUGAGAUGAGUCCAUAUUUAUUCUUUGAAUGGGAAAACAUAACGUAAUUGUCAAGUUCCUGUUUGCCAUACAUAUGCACUAUUAGUAUUGCGUUCAUAUUAUAAAUAAAAUUAUAUUUUAAUACAAA
This is a messenger RNA of Alosa alosa (allis shad), 2423 nucleotides long. RefSeq names its product acyl-CoA dehydrogenase family member 10-like. The coding region runs from base 253 to 2022 and encodes 589 amino acids. The record is from RefSeq and is a predicted model, not a curated record. NCBI's taxonomy places the organism in Eukaryota, Metazoa, Chordata, Actinopteri, Clupeiformes, Clupeidae. The transcript has 12 exons.